Messenger RNA from Ornithodoros turicata, 694 nucleotides. Its product is annotated as armadillo repeat-containing protein 7-like. Bases 91 to 642 code for a protein of 183 amino acids. Lineage: Eukaryota; Metazoa; Arthropoda; Arachnida; Ixodida; Argasidae. The record is from RefSeq and is a predicted model, not a curated record. The transcript has 5 exons.
ACUACACGUCGCGCUCUGCGUAUUUUGAAACUCGGUUCUAGCGGUUUCAGUUUGUGUGUCCUUAAUUUUUUUGAAUGUUUAAUUAAAGGAAUGACACGCUAUGACCCAAAAGAGAGGUUCAGGUACUUGGAACAACUCAUAACGGAGUUUGAGACCACAACCUCCGCAGAUGCAAAAGAACAGGUUCUCGCCAACCUUGCAAACUUCGCCUACGACCCCAUAAACUACGAUCACUUUCGGAAGUUGAAGAUUACAGAACUGUUCCUUAGUCAAUUAGAAUGCGAGAACGAAACCAUUCAGGAAUUCGCUGUUGGAGGGAUCUGCAACCUAGCAGCAGACAAGUCCUUUGUAAAUGAGCUGGUGCAGCUUAAAGGAAUUCCGAGGCUAAUCACCUGCCUUACCAGUGGUCGAGAAGAAACCGUGCUCUCUACCAUAACUGUACUGAUCUUCGUGGCAUCGUCUGGCGUUGGGGAAGAUGUAACGUCCGGUACUGUUGUCGAGUGUAUGCUGAAGUACGCCGACUCGUCAAAUAAGAGACUUAGCAACUUGGCCAAAGUGUUCCUCAAGGAUGCUUGCAGUGAAGACAAGGUCAAGCAAGUACAAGGUUUGGCAUGCAAUGCAGAGUGUCAGGAAGUAACUUAAUAAAAUGAAUAAAUUAGUAUUUACACAAAAAAUAUGUGGAACAGGUGUGUUU